AUGCAUUUCCACGUACAUUUCAGAGGAAGAGGAUGCCAGCAUGCCACCACUCGCCCACGACCACCGGUGGCGGGCCCCACAUGUCAUCCCCACAUCCGGCCGCGGCCCCGGCUUGCGGGGAUCACCACACGCUCCCGGGAGCUCUGCGCUUGGCGCGCCACGUACGCGCAUGCAUGGAAGCGCGCCAACACACAAAAGAAAAAAACUAAACCCGCGCGCGUUUUACGUGCUCAGAUAAACACGUACCAGCUGCACGCGUGCAUUCGAUCCAUGGCGGGGGCUGGCCGGAGCUUGCGCGGCGCCGGGAAGCGCGGCGCCGCGUCGUCCUCCUCCUCCUCGUCGUCUUCCUCGGCGUCGGCGUCCGCGUGCGUCUACUACGCCACCACGGGCGUGCUCGUCACGCUCUGCGUCGCCGGCGCCUACUUCCUCACCUCGGCCUCGUCGGCGUCGCUGGCGGGGUCGGACGGCGACGGCCCCGUCACGACGGCCUACCGGCACACCACGCGCUCGUCGUUCACGUACGAGGUCACCAGGGAGAAGACGGCCGCGCCGGCGCCGCCACGCGAGGUUGAGCGGCUUGACGAACCGAGGGGGCAGGGGGGAGCUGCUGCUGAGGAGGAGGAAGAGCGCGGCGCUGACGCUGACGCCGCCGCCGCCUUGGAUGACGACCCGCGCGGCAAGCCCGAUCUCGAUGACCAUGGCGCCGACGAAGAGGAGACCAAGGGCGCCGCGGCGGCCAUGGACGCCCAGCGCGCCGAGGAAGAUGACAACGUGUCGUCCGGCGACGCCAUUGCCGGGGAGGAUGAGGCGGCAAAGGACACAUCGGCGUCGACGUCCGCGCUCGCCGGAGAGGAGGAGAAAGAGGAAGAAGCCAUGCGAGAAGAGAGCCAAGAACACGAGCACGAGCCUCAUCUGCAGAUGCCGCAAGGGGAGGAGUCUCGCGUUGCCACCGUUGAGGAGAAGAGCUUGGACGGCGGAAUCGAGGAGGAGAGCAUCGCCGGGCAGCGGCAGAGCGAGGAGGAGCAGAUCGACCACGGCGACGGCGCCGGGAGCUUGCGCCGGGAAGCUCAGGAAGAAGUGCACGUCGGCGAAGGAUACGAGAUGGCUGAUCACCUGCCGGAGUCGGAGCUGCACAACGAAGGCGAGGAAAUGCUCGAGCAGCAGCAGCAGCAACCGGAGGAGGAGCGUGCCAGCGAAGCAGAGGCGAACACAUCGGAGUCCGACGCCGGCGGCGAGGGCGACACGGAGGACAAGCCAACCAUGUCAGACUCGGAGCACAAGGAGGAAGUGAUCGACUCACUCCCCGGCGAAGAAGACCGCGCCGAGGUGUCGGCCACCGGCGGCGAUGUCGACCAGAGCGCGUGGGCGACGCAGGCCGAUCACUCCCACCAAGAGAAAGACCGUCUCGAGGAGGCGGCCGGCACCGACGACAACAGCGCCGACGCCGGCGGCGGUGGCGGCGAGGAGCCGGAGUGGCGGCUGUGCAACGUGAAGGCCGGCCCGGACUACAUCCCGUGCCUGGAAAACGAGAAGGCCAUCAAGAAGCUGCGGCCGGAGAACUACCGGCGGUACGAGCACCGCGAGCGGCACUGCCCCGACGAGGGCCCGACGUGCCUCGUCCCCCUCCCCGCCGGCUAUCGCCGCCCCAUCGAGUGGCCCAAGUGCCGGGACAGGAUUUGGUACAACAAUGUGCCGCACACGAAGCUGGUGGAGGUGAAGGGGCACCAGAACUGGGUGAAGGUGAGCGGGCAGUACCUGACCUUCCCCGGCGGUGGGACGCAGUUCAUCCAUGGCGCGCUGCACUACAUCGACUUCCUCCAGCAGUCGGCGCGGGGGAUCGCGUGGGGGAAGCGGACGCGGGUGGUGCUCGACGUCGGCUGCGGCGUGGCCAGCUUCGGCGGCUACCUGUUCGACCGCGACGUGCUGGCCAUGUCCUUCGCGCCCAAGGACGAGCACGAGGCGCAGGUGCAGAUGGCGCUGGAGCGCGGCAUCCCGGCCAUCUCCGCCGUCAUGGGCUCCAAGCGCCUCCCCUUCCCCAGCAAGGUGUUCGACCUCGUCCACUGCGCGCGCUGCCGCGUCCCCUGGCACGCCGACGGCGGCGCCCUCCUGCUCGAGCUCAACCGCGUCCUCCGCCCCGGCGGCUUCUUCGUCUGGUCGGCGACGCCGGUGUACCAGAAGCUCACCGAGGACGUUCAGAUCUGGAAGGCCAUGACGGCGCUCACCAAGUCCAUGUGCUGGGAGCUCGUCACCAUCAAGAAGGACCGGCUCAAUGGCAUCGGCGCCGCCUUCUACCGCAAGCCCACGUCGAACGAGUGCUACGAGGCGCGGCGGCGGCAGCAGCCUCCGAUGUGCAGCGACGACGACGAGGCCAACGCGGCGUGGUACAUCCGCAUCAACGCGUGCAUGCACCGCGUCCCGACCGGCCCGUCAGAGCGCGGCACGACAUGGCCGGCGGAGUGGCCGCGCCGGGCGAGCACGCCGCCGUACUGGCUCAACUCGUCGCAGGCCGGCGCGUACGGCAAGCCGGCGCCGGAGGACUUCGCCGUGGACUCCGAGCACUGGCGGCGCGUCGUCGACAAGUCUUACCUCAACGGCCUCGGCAUCGACUGGUCGAGGGUGAGGAACGUCAUGGACAUGAGAGCCACCUACGGAGGGUUCGCGGCGGCCAUGAAGGAGCAGAAGAUCUGGGUGAUGAACGUCGUCAAUGUUGACGCGGCGGACACGCUGCCGAUCAUCUUCGAGCGCGGGCUGAUCGGCAUCUACCAUGACUGGUGCGAGUCCUUCAGCACGUACCCGAGGACCUACGACCUCCUCCACGCCGACCACCUCUUCUCCAAGAUCAAGGAGAGGUGCGCCGUGCUGCCGGUGGUGGCGGAGGUGGACAGGAUCGUGAGGCCGGGAGGGAGCAUCAUCGUGCGCGACGAGUCCGGCGCCGUCGGCAAGGUGGAGAAGUUGCUGAGGUCGCUUCACUGGGACGUCCGGCUCACCUUCUCCAACAACGAUCAAGGUGUGCUGUACGCCGAGAAGACGGAUUGGCGGCCGGAGAUGCUCGCCGACCCGUCGUAAUAAUCUUCUUCCGGCGGCGUGGCCAUUUCCGGCUGGCAAAAGCAGCAAUCCCCAACACAAGUUUAGAUAGAGAUGCUCUCUUCUUCUUUGGUUUCUUUCUUUGGUUGGUAGUAAUUGACAUAGUUCUGCAGUAGUUAUCCUACAACAAAUAAUGCAGCCAUCAGUAAAAGCAAUGGUAGCAUAUGGAUUUCGUCAGUGCUAGUAGUACCUGAGCAGUGGACUAACACAGGAAGUACAGAAUUGAGAUGACCUUGCAAGUUGCAGCAGCCGUAGUAGUUCUGCUGAUAGUUUCGUCAGUUGUCACAGAAUCAAGAUCUUAAUUUGUACUAUAUCUCAAACAAUUCCACAUUAGAAUUUAUACUCCUACAUGACAUGAUCAAUAGACCUGGUGUAGCAAUGCUAUGCUUGUUAUAGUAGCCAAUUAGCCAUAGACAAAGGAAAGUUUCAAGAAAACAAAAAACGAGACCACAGAA
This is a messenger RNA of Oryza brachyantha (malo sina), 3539 nucleotides long. Its product is annotated as probable methyltransferase PMT25. NCBI's taxonomy places the organism in Eukaryota, Viridiplantae, Streptophyta, Magnoliopsida, Poales, Poaceae. Bases 1 to 3066 code for a protein of 1021 amino acids. The transcript is spliced from 5 exons. Gene Ontology annotation, cellular component: trans-Golgi network; endosome; cytoplasm. Gene Ontology annotation, molecular function: methyltransferase activity. The record is from RefSeq and is a predicted model, not a curated record.